AUGGAAGUGCUAUUGGUCAAUUAUGUCUUCUCUAGGAGCUUUGUUGUGUCCAGUGGAGUAUCCAAAGCAAUGUUCAUUUGCUUUCUGUUUCCAAUUUUCUUGACUGCGGAAUACAUAGCACCUCCUAUCCUCUCAAAUUCAACUGUUUUCCCAGCAUGGAAUGUCCCAAGUGAGAAUUGUAUACGACGCUAUAAAAUUUAUGUGGAUGUGAGCAUCUAUUCAUUAACAGGAAACCCUGAAAUUCGUGCCACAAGUCAAAAGAUCACCUUUUUUAAUAUUGACAAAUUCGGCCGCUAUCCUCACGUAGAAGCAGAUUCGAAACGCGAAAAAUUUGGGGCAAUUCCUCAAUUGGGAAAUAUAAAUACGCAUUUGGAAAAGGCUCAGAAAGACAUUGUCCAUUACUUACCGAGAGAUGCGUUAGGCCUGGCUAUAAUUUCAUGGGAAACCUGGAAUCCUCUCUGGAUAAGGAAUAUAUUAAACAAUUAUGUUUACAGGGUCAAAUCAAUUCAAUUGGUUAAACAAAAAAAUCCACAACUUGGAGAUACAGAAGCUGAGGCUGUUGCCAAAGAAGAAUUUGAACAGGCAGCAAGGGAAUUCAUGGUAAGAACUUUGCAAUUAGGACGGAGACUUCGACCAAAUAAUUUUUGGGGAUUUUUCCAUUUUCCUGAUUGCUACAAUCAUAAUUAUCAUAACAAUAAAAACUACACUGGAAGUUGCCCUGAAAUAGAUAAGCAAAGAAAUAAUGAUCUCAUCUGGUUGUGGAACGAAAGCACUGCACUUUAUCCAGACCUUUACUUGACUACAGAUUUAAAAGAAAAUCCAAAGGCUGCACUGUUUUCCCGUAAUCGUGUUAAUGAAGCCAUAAGGAUUUCUAAAGUAUCCAAUAGUAGCAAUCCACUUCCAGUUUUUGUAUAUGUGCGUCCUGUUUUUAUUGAUAAAAUCACAGAAUAUCUUUCUGAGAUUGACCUUGUGAAUACAAUAGGUGAAACUUAUGCUCUUGGAGCCUCUGGAAUUGUAAUAUGGGGAAGCUUCAAGAUAUCCCACUCUAUGAUUGCUUGUAAGAAUCUAAAAGCUUUUCAGACGCAGACACUGAGUCGUUACAUCAUCAAUGUCACUCUAGCAGCUAAAAUGUGUCACCAAGCACUCUGCCAAGAUCAAGGACUCUGUACCCGGAAAAACUGGAAUUCGAAUGACUAUCUUCACCUGAACCCAAGGAACUUUUUUAUUGAGUUUGCGUAUUGUAACAAGUUCACAAUAUAUGGGGAGCCCUCAUUUGAAGACCUAAAGCAGUUUUCUGACAAAUUUGAUUGCACCUGUUUUACCAAUGUCACUUGUAAGAAGAAUAACAUACAAAAUGUUAAAAACAUAAGGGUAUGCGUUAAUGAGGAAAUUUGCAUAUCGGCCUUUGUAAGCCCAGAACACAACCUAAUUCCUACCGGACGAACCCGAAAAACCACAAAAACAACCAUCACAAAACCUUACACAGUCUUCUAG
Molecule: messenger RNA, 1494 nt
Organism: Sorex fumeus (smoky shrew)
Lineage: Eukaryota; Metazoa; Chordata; Mammalia; Eulipotyphla; Soricidae
Product: hyaluronidase PH-20-like
Exons: 3
Coding region: 1-1494 (497 amino acids)
Biological process (GO): carbohydrate metabolic process; hyaluronan catabolic process
Cellular component (GO): acrosomal vesicle
Molecular function (GO): hyalurononglucosaminidase activity
Source: RefSeq, a predicted model, not a curated record